UAGAAUUAACAAGAGGAGCUGAGAAGACUAAUCAAUCAUUUUGGCUCCAAGAAACAAAGAAGAGUUAGCAUAUUCUUUCUGCUUUCAGUUUUCUUCUUCCUUCCCAGUUUCGUUCUUCCACAUUCGAAAUCCGUAGCAACACGCGAUUCAUGAACACUUUCCCUUUCUGCUGAAUCAAUGGCCUCUGAAAUUAACUGGGACAGGUUAGAUAAAACGAAGUUCUUUGUUGUGGGAGCAGGACUCUUUACGGGUGUUACAGUGGCACUCUACCCGGUUUCUGUUGUGAAAACUAGGCUGCAGGUUGCUUCAAAGGAUACUUUGGAGAGAAGUGCAUUUUCUGUUGUGAAAGGAUUACUUAAAACGGAUGGUAUUCGUGGUUUGUAUAAAGGGUUUGGUCCGGUUAUCACUGGUACGAUUCCUGCCAGAAUCAUAUUCCUCACCGCCUUGGAGACGACAAAGGCGGCUUCUCUCAGGAUGAUGGAGCCAUUUACACUAUCUGAAACUACUCAGGCUGCCAUAGCAAAUGGAAUUGCAGGCAUGGGAUCAGCAUUUUUGUCACAACUUCUGUUUGUGCCAGUUGAUGUGGUUAGCCAGAAGUUAAUGGUGCAAGGAUUCUCAGGCCAUGCCCAAUAUAGUGGGGGUUUGGAUGUUACUCGUAAGUUGAUAAGGUCUGAUGGCAUCAAGGGAUUAUAUAGAGGAUUUGGCCUAUCUGUCAUGACUUAUACACCAUCUAGUGCUGUCUGGUGGGCAAGUUAUGGCUCAAGUCAACGCUACAUAUGGAGAUUAUUGGGACAUAGUGACAGUGAGGUAGGUACUCCGAGUCUACCAAAGAGUGAGGUAGGUAUUCCGAGUCUACCGAAGAGUGAGGCAAGUAUUCCGAGUCUACCAGAGAUUAUAUUUGUUCAGGCUACUGGUGGGAUUAUUGCUGCUGCUACUGCAUCCUGCUUUACAACCCCAUUGGAUACUAUCAAGACACGGUUACAGGUGACGGCACUUGAAAAGAAAAUAUCGGUAAAACAAGUUGUUAAAGACUUGAUCCGUGAGGAUGGUUGGAAAGGUUUAUAUAGAGGAUUAGGUCCAAGGUUUUUUAGCAUGUCAGCGUGGGGUACUUCAAUGAUAUUGGCAUAUGAAUAUCUGAAGCGUUUGUGUGCAAAAGAUGAAGAGGCAAUUGAUCGGUAAUUGAGUUCCCUUUGUGGGUUACAAUGGCUGCUGGACAUAACCAGUUUUUUGACUUGAAGGCAAAACUUUAAGCUGGCAGUUAUGCGAAUUGAUUGUUCAAGGAAAUAAUCAUUGUAUACAUAGAUAUGGAAAUUUUCGUUUUAGAAAAUUUCUUUCAUUCUUUUCAAUGAUUAAAUUGGAUUAGAUGUAUUCUUUUGCAACAUUUAUGAUAAUGUACAAUAGGAGGAAAAUGGUUACAAUCAUUUCUUAUUCUGCCCCGCU
Cajanus cajan (pigeon pea) is the source of this 1440-nucleotide messenger RNA. RefSeq lists its product as uncharacterized. The record is from RefSeq and is a predicted model, not a curated record. Lineage: Eukaryota; Viridiplantae; Streptophyta; Magnoliopsida; Fabales; Fabaceae.